UUGUAAAUAAGUGUUUAAAAAGCAAUAUAAUUUACGCUCAUAAAAUGGGCUUUAAUUUUGUGUAGAUAGAGUAAAUAAUCAUAAUUCAUGGGAUUUUAGGUAUUUCGCAUGCAAUUCUUCAGUAAAAAGAUUGAAGGUUAAGUUUUACAAUGGAGGCAAAUAAACAAACAAUUGAAGAAACCUCGGAAGAAUCAAAUAAAGCAACAAUGAGUGAGGAUAAUAAAACUUCGGACAAUACAGAUGUCGAAAUGGAAGAAGCCGAUAUGGAAACAAGCGAGGCGAGCAAGGAGGCAAUAGCCAACGCUUUUAUAAACAUAGACGAUAGAACAGAUAUAUACUUGAUGGAUUCGGAAACUAAACAAGUAGACGAAGCGUGCGGUCCUUCGGAUGAGGCCGACGACAGUAACAAAAAGAGCGAAUUCGCAUCUGUAAAUUUGGACGAUAUGAACGCGGAGACGACGAACGUUGAGGACGAGGUACAAGAUCCAAUCGAUGACCCCAUGGAUGUUUCUCAGGAUGGAUUUGAUGUAAAAGACUCUGAAUUCGUUGCUGAGAGCACAGCGAUACUCCAACGGGACUCGGACACACAAACGGACGAUAACAGUUCCGGCAUGGAUAAAGUGAAAGAGUUCGAGGAUGAGACUAUACUCCCGAGCGACGACGAUAAGGAUAAGAAGUACACUAUAAGUCAUUUUCAGGAGUCCACUGAGAAAGAUUGCGGGGUUUGCGAGAAGAAGUUUAUACCUAAGUACCUUGCUCAGAGAUCCGUGGAUUCUAUGUACAUAUGCAAUGAUGAAUGUUUGGAGACUUUCAAGCAGAAGAACGUUGAUAAUUACGUGGAGAAAAUACUCAGAUUGAAGGCGUUCGCAAAAGCAGAUGAGAACACGACUUCCGAAGAAGCGCCUUUUACCAUUGAGGAAAUGUCUAAGGAUAUUGAGAACGAGGUCGAGUCGGACGAUUACUGUAUAAAUAAAGAUCCUUUGAGGAAGUGUGGAAGUUGCAGGAAGCAGUUUGAUAUUGAUAACUACGUUUCGUGGGAGGCCAUCGACUUUUGCAACGAGAGUUGCUUGAUCAUCUUCCAGAAGACUAUCAACAAAGACUGCGCUAAAUGCAGGUGUUUAGUCCCCGAUAAUCUUUUGGCCAAAUUUUGCGUUCGCUUCGGUAAUACGAUAACGCAAUUUUGCUCAACGACGUGCCUCCUCUGCUACAAGAAAACGUACAAGUUUUGCGCGUAUUGUCAGGAGGAUUUAAGGGAAUUGUCCGGACCAACGAAAAAUUUCUGUUCGAAACGAUGCAUGCAAGUUUGUAGUCCGGACAAAGUGCCUAAAGACUCGAAUCGUUGCGCCGUCUGUCAUCUAGUUAAAACUGUGGAAGUGAAAAUUCGGAAGGCGGAUAAGAUUUUCUGUUUUUGCGGCGAACCGUGUUUCGUUGCUUACAAAUUCGUUAAUAACGCAAAUCCGGUGAAAUGCGAGUCGUGUCCAACAUACUUCGAGCCCAGAUUCGAUGAUCCUCUUAUAUAUUCGGAAACCGGCACGCACAUGAUUUGUUCGAAGGCCUGCCAGAAAAUCUUCCUAAUAACGAACAGGAAGAUCGUCACAUGCUGUUCAUGCUCGGUGAAAAAAUACAACUUCGAUAUGGUGAAACUGUUCGAGAAAGGUUGCGACAUUGUUUACAGCUGUUCGAAUAACUGCCUUCAAGUGCAUUUCGAGCGUAGCUACGAGGUGAAGUUCCUGAGGCAGACCGAACCAAACCUGAAGCAACUGGAAGGCGUAGCAAAGAAUUCAGAGUUCGUAGUUAACAACAAGAGCCUCUACGACAUAAUCAAAAUGACUUCCAAGCAAAACAAAGUGCCCAUCCACAAGAUCACGCUGACCAGGCCGAUUCCUCCAAUUAAGCAGAGGAAUGUUGCCACAAUGUGCAAGCCGAAUCUCUCCUCGAAAUCGACGAGUAUAAAACCUACGCUUGUAUCAGUGGAAACACAAACGCACGAGCAAAGUAAAUACUUUGUGCCUGUCCCUUGUCCAGUUCACGUUCCCUUGCCAUUGCACAUGUACACUGAAAAUAUUCCGAUGCCUGUGCCCAUUCCCAUACCACUUCCGGUUCCCAUCUUCAUACCGACCGGAAGGAAGUCCAUUGCGGGGAUCCAGAAGGAAAUAACGAAAAUCAAGAAUCGCGUACCAGCUGAUCCCCUCGAAGCUGAGCUCCUCAUGAUGGCGGAAAUGGCGGCAGGCGAAACCAAAGAAAACACUUCGUCUGAAAGCGAAACGGAUGAACCUGCUAAACCCGCAGAAGAGACUUUCCAACCGGAUGAAACGACGAUGGAAGCAAGCACUUCGUUCGGCGAAGACGUACUCACUAUGGCUCUGAAGAUGGCGAGCGAUUUCGAAGAACCAUCCGAUUUGCAUGCAGCCUCCUCGCCCGUUGAUCCACAAUGCUCUUCGGAUCUGGAGAAGAAGAAAUCCAAGUUGAAGUCCCCGAAGAGACAAGUGACGCCGCCUUCGCAAUCGACUAGCACAGACGAGGAAAAGCCUGAUACCAAUUUGUGUUUGAAAUACACGUUCGGGGUGAACGCCUGGAAACAAUGGGUAACGAUGAAAAACGCUGAAAUUCAAAGGACGCAGAAGACACCGAAACUAUUCAAAAAUGAUAUUUUGCAGUUAACUGCGGACGAUUUGAAUUUCUCUUUGUGUCUUUUCGUUAAAGAGGUGCGGAAGCCGAACGGGGCGGAAUACGCGCCGGAUACGAUUUACUAUCUGUGCCUUGGGAUUCAGCAAUACUUGUACGAGAACGGAAGGGUCGACAACAUUUUCUGCGAUUCGUUCUACGAGAAGUUCACGAACACCUUCAACGAGGUCUGCCAGAAGUUCUCGAAUCUCUACAACAACUCCCAGUUCAUCGUGACGAGAGUCGAGGAGGAACACCUUUGGGAAUCGAAGCAGUUGGGCGCUCAUUCACCUCUGGUUCUUCUAAACACUCUGAUGUUCUUCAACACCAAGCAUUUCAGUUUGACGACGGUGGAUGAGCAUCUGCAGUUGAGUUUCUCGCACAUUAUGAAGCAUUGGAAAAGGAAUUCGAAUAAUCCUGGAUCACGACACGUACUUCUACGAUUCUAUCCCCCGCAAAGUGCAGAUGGUAACAGGAAGAAACGCGUGUACGAGCAGGCUGAGAACGAAGUUAAUCCGCUCCGUUGUCCUGUUAAGUUAUACGAAUUCUUUUUGUCGAAAUGCCCCGAAAGUGUGAAGACUCGAAACGAUGUGUUCUAUCUACAACCCGAGAGGAGCUGCGUUCCGGACAGCCCCGUCUGGUACUCGACGAUGGCCAUGCCGAAGAAGCCCUUGGAGAAGAUGCUGAAUAGGGUUAAAAUGGUCAAGGAAAUAAAUGUAGCGCUGCUCACGACGUAA
This is a messenger RNA of Nicrophorus vespilloides, 3401 nucleotides long. Its product is annotated as zinc finger MYM-type protein 3-like. The record is from RefSeq and is a predicted model, not a curated record. The transcript has 3 exons. The coding region runs from base 150 to 3401 and encodes 1083 amino acids. Lineage: Eukaryota; Metazoa; Arthropoda; Insecta; Coleoptera; Silphidae.